Molecule: messenger RNA, 1750 nt
Organism: Aspergillus versicolor CBS 583.65
Lineage: Eukaryota; Fungi; Ascomycota; Eurotiomycetes; Eurotiales; Aspergillaceae
Product: DUF821 domain protein
Exons: 2
Coding region: 253-1593 (446 amino acids)
Source: RefSeq, a predicted model, not a curated record
AACAGAGUUCUUAAUGACUCUCGGACACCCAGGGCGGUUAUUGCCUAUAAAUCGACUAAGACCGGCAUGGCAAGACGAUAUCGCACGCCAUCUUAGCGCAGGAUCUGAUUAGUAACGUUGGGGCGGAGCUCUUAGCAACUGCCUCAUAAUUACGCACCACGCAUUCAUAUCUUGCAUUCCUGUGCAGCAACCACACAUACCGGUCUAUACCAGUAUACUACUGUCUAUAUACAGUUGAAACCAAAUCCCGGGAUGCCAUUUCGCCCACCACAAUCCUCCCUGUUUCGCUUCCUCGGCGCUGGCGCCGUCUUAUCGCUGAUUUUGCUUGCAUUCGUCACAUUCGGACACCUUGAAGGCUAUGGAUUCUCGUCGGGAUAUGUGAUUAAAGACAAAGCAAGCUCUAAUUUGCUAUCGCCAGAGCAGUGCGUGGAGGCGCAGGUUAAUAGCACGGGGGAGUGGGAAUUCGAUGCGCGGCGCGACGCCGAUAACCAUGGGCUAUCGGAGGGUCAGUGUCUGAGUGCGUUUCCGAAAUUGUUUGCGGACGUUGAUCGGUCUGCUGAGGCGAGAGCGAAAGGCGAGAAAGGCGCUAUUACAUUUAAAGAGGUGGACGAAGCUGGGAAGAUUGAGGAGAAUGGGAUGGUUAGGGCAGUCAUUAAGGGCGGAGAGUUGUACGUUCUCGACUUCGGAAACAUGCAGUAUACAUUCUCUCGAGGGAAAGCGACCUUGAGCUCCCUGAACCGCGCCCUCGCAGCGUACCCGGAUAGAAAAAAUCUCCCUGACAUCGAGUUUGUAUUCUCAACAGACGACUUCAGCACUGGACAGUCUCCUGUCUGGACUUAUUCCAAGCACCCUGACGAGGAAGGUGUCUGGCUCAUGCCCGAUUUCGGAUACUGGUCGUGGCCGGAAGUCAAAGUCGGCUCGUACAAGGAGAUCCGAGAACGAAUUGUAGAUGUCGAUGAAGGCGAUGGUACCAAAUACUACCGCGGUCUACGGUUCCAGGAUAAAAAGAAGCAACUUGCAUGGAGAGGCAGCGUGGGCACGAACGCCGACGUAAGAGGCCGUCUCAUUGAGGCCUCCCGCGGGAAAAGCUGGGCUAGUAUCUACGAGAUUAACUGGGGUGAUCCAGCACAUGUCAAAGCCAACCUUCUCCCCAUGGAAGAAUACUGCCGGUAUAUGUUUCUGGCGCACACUGAAGGCCGCAGCUUCUCUGGCCGCGGCAAGUACUUCCUUAACUGCCGGUCUGUGCUGGUCUCGCACAAGCUUGAGUGGCUAGAAGCGCAUCACGGAGCCUUUAUAUCGUCUGGUCCUGAUGCAAACUUUGUUGAGGUGGAGAGAGACUUCUCGGACUUGGAUAAGAAGAUGGCAUUCCUGAUUGAUAACCCCGAGACGGCAGAACGGAUUGCGGAGAAUUCGGUGAGGACGUUUCGGGAUAGGUACCUGACGCCGGCGGCAGAGUCAUGCUAUUGGAGGCAUCUUAUAAGGAAGUAUGCGGCUUCUUGUGAUUUUGAGCCGGUGUUGUAUAAGACCACCAGGACUGGGAAGAGGGUGGAUAGGGGUGUGCACUUUGAAAGCUGGAUUCUUGAGUCACACUAAAAGGUGGCUUUUUCUUGACUUAUAUAUUUUUUGAUGACAUGGUAAUAUGGGCAUAUACGGCGUUUUUAUAGUGUUCUAUGUUAUAUAUUAUGACUUAUAGAGAUGCCCAGUAUCUGGGUGUAUAUAGACAUGAAUUCAGUACAUAUUUUGACGAUGC